This is a messenger RNA of Melampsora larici-populina 98AG31, 2010 nucleotides long. RefSeq lists its product as uncharacterized. The record is from RefSeq and is a predicted model, not a curated record. Lineage: Eukaryota; Fungi; Basidiomycota; Pucciniomycetes; Pucciniales; Melampsoraceae. Bases 1 to 2010 code for a protein of 669 amino acids. The transcript has 6 exons.
AUGGUUGUUGCGACCCUGAUCCACCCCGAUUACAUCUUCGUAACACCUGGCCACCUUCCUGAGCCUCCGCCCCCAGGAGCCAAGCCUGGGCGGCCCGUCGGUAUCCUGUGCCUGAUUUGUCAUGCAGGACUAAAGUACUGGACUCCUAAACCGGACGCGUGGUUGAUUGGUUGCCCAAAUGACCAAAAGCAUAACACCCGAACAUGGCGCUGUGACCAAUUCAACCACGAAAGGACCCUCAUCAACCUUGGGGUUCCAAGGCCAAUUGUAUCGACAUUCCAAGAUUGGGGUCCUCGCAUCUCACCUGCCGGCCACAUUCUUGACAUGUAUCCCAAACCCCCAAGGCCGGUACCAAAUGACCUCCCCUUGCUUAGCCACUUCCUCCAACCCCAACCGACUGGUCAUCCCUUUCAAGGACGCGCCAUUCAAGGCAACAUUGCACCUAAUUCAACAACAUGGUCCCAACCUCUCUAUCCUCUAACUCCAUCGUCGUCGUUGACACCGGGUCCAGUUCUUACCGGGCCAUCUGGCGCCUCGAUUUCCGGACCGCACCUCAGUACGCCACCUGUCCCAUGCGAGAGACAAUCGCAGGGCCCCGUGCCUAAGGGCCACCGCAAGCACGCCAACAAGAAGUGCCGUUUUCAAUAUUGCCAGGCGUGCUGCAAUACGUACGGACCCGGCGUGUGCCGUACACAUCCUAAGGCCCUUUCGAACACCGACGCCUCAGUCCAUCCAUACGCGCGACCACAAUCAUCAACUACCCCCACCCCCAAAAGCAUCUCUACACCCCAAAGACGCGUCACCGAGCCUCGUUGUCACCAAUGGGCACAGAGUGCCAACUCCUUAGGUCAACGCCUCCAUGUGGACAGUGUCGUAACUCUCCAUAAGAACCGUCUCGAACAGUACCAACCUGAAAUACAGAAAAAAUACGAUGAAACGAAGAUGGUAACUGUAUAUCUAUGGUUAAAUUCAUUGACGAUUGCGUUCCACCUGCAGGAAAUCGAACCGGUGGUAAUCACCGCCUAUUUCAAAGACUGGCCUCAAGCCCGCCUUGAGGAAUGUGAUCUUAUGAUACAGGCGGUGCUUGGAGAGGUUGGCGACCUUUGGAACCGAGCAAUAAGCAUGUGGGACGAAGGCAUUGACGCUUGGCGCGAGAUUCCGGUCGGUUACCCUCACAUUUACUCUUCGUCCAAACGGUCCAUUGUGCUUCGCGUGGCCAAAGUUAAUCCUCUCACUCCUGGCUUACCGCAGAGGGCCCGUUUGUUACCACCCCCCAUCCCAGGACACGCAGGCGAAGGGACAUCGUCAUUAGCGAGCGGUUUUUCCAAAACGUCAGGAUACGUUCCUUCGACCCCUGACCAAGCGCUCCACAGCUCUCCACCCCUUCCCUUUCGGAAACUAGUAGACAAACUUUCCAGCGCGCCCAGCCCAAUCACAUCAACAGCCCACCUGAGCCCAUCAGCGGUAGUCGACCUGACUCAACUGCCUGACUCACCUGGUUUUGCUGAGACACUUUCCUCACCAUUAAGGGUCAAGCAUGAACCCGAUUCCGAGGACCAACCGGAAGCACCGCAAGCCCAAGCUUCCACACCCUUGGUGUCAUCUUUGGAAUCUGCCCCGACUGUACCAUCACCUUCAAAUCCAGUUCCAGUCACGGCUACCCCUAGCGCUAGCCCUCUCAAACCGAGAUGGCCCUCUAAAUCGCUGCUAGUUUCGAGCAUGCUCGCCUGGCACAAGGAAGGUAAAAACAGCGACAUUGUGUUGAGUUGGCAUAAGCACUUUGGAAAUGAAUGGAAGGAAGUCUUGCCGACCAUGUACCGGUAUCGCGGUUGGAUCAAUCGCGUAGGUUACGAGCGUUUUGCCGCUGAAUACCAAUUCCAGCCCAAUGCCGUUGUGGGGGAGGCACGUCUCUGGUUCAAGGAAGAGUUCAACUACGUCGCGCGGGUUGGCAGUGAAACGGUUGCGACGCCGGCAGACCAGGUGGCAUGUUUGUCAAUGCCACAGAGUUGA